This is a messenger RNA of Necator americanus (New World hookworm), 855 nucleotides long. RefSeq lists its product as uncharacterized. The transcript is spliced from 3 exons. Bases 1 to 855 code for a protein of 284 amino acids. NCBI's taxonomy places the organism in Eukaryota, Metazoa, Nematoda, Chromadorea, Rhabditida, Ancylostomatidae. The record is from RefSeq and is a predicted model, not a curated record.
AUGUCUUGUCCUCCUCCUCGAAGGAGGAGGACAAGACCUCUAUUCGCGCAAAAUGAAAAGGACAAAAAGGACCCAAACGUGGACUACGAGAUUCUGCUCAGAGGAUUACGAGCCUGUGCUGAACGUGCUUCGAAGCCACGCACAACAAACUUGGAUCGAAUUUCGAAGACCACCAAGGAAUUGUUGGAAAGAAGAAGGGCUUUGAGGCUUGAUCCGAAUGCAUCGCACAUUGAGCGCCCCACUGGUGAAGCUCCACCACGGAUUUUCCCUUCGGAAGUACGAGUCGCUAUCAAGAGUAUGAAACCUGGCAUAGCCCCCGGACCUGAUUUUAUAUCAGCAGACUUUCUUCGGGCUGGCCAUCCACUUCAUGUAAUCUUAGCAGCGCACAUGACAUUCUACCUUAGAAAGAAAGGAUCCCAGAGCAGUGGGGGUACGAAAAGGCGAUACUAUAUCGCCGAAGUGUUCACGGCUGCAUUGCAAUGGAUAAUGAAAUCACUGUCCUGGGAAGAAAAGGGCAUACGUGUUGAUGGAAGAUUUCUUUCAAACCUUCGUUUCGCGGACGACAUCGCUCUCUUUUCGAGCAGUACCAAUGAAGCAGAAACGAUGCUCAACGAAUUGAACGAAACAGGGAAGAGAAUAGGACUACGAAUAAACAGAAAGAAGACACAGUUCAUGAAGAACGCCCACUGCGAGGACGGAAGAAUACAACUUGAAGGCUCCCAAAUCGUGGAAACUCCGUCAUACGUAUACCUCGGACGUUCUAUGAACAUGGAAAACGACUUGAAGGAAGAAAUGAAUAGAAGAAUGAGAGCAGCAUGGGUAGCAUUCGCAGCCGUCAGAGAAGCUACGGACUAA